Messenger RNA from Brassica rapa (field mustard), 826 nucleotides. Its product is annotated as protein YLS3. Lineage: Eukaryota; Viridiplantae; Streptophyta; Magnoliopsida; Brassicales; Brassicaceae. The record is from RefSeq and is a predicted model, not a curated record.
CUAGCUAAAAAGUGACGACCAAUCAACAGAUACAUAUAUCUAUAUAUAGAGAAAGAGAGAUCAUAAAAGAUCACAACAUCGAACCAUGGAGAAAUCAACUAGAACCCUAAUGAUCAUAACCAUCGUGAUAACCUCCAUGUUGGUAGGGUUUGGAAGCUCAGAUCUGGAUCAAGACAGAGAAGAGUGUACGGACCAGUUGAUAGCACUCUCACCAUGUCUCCCAUACGUGGGAGGAAACGCAAAGGCUCCAACAAAAGAUUGUUGUGGUGGUUUUGAUCAGGUUAUAACAAAGAGUGAGAAGUGUGUUUGCAUAUUGGUCAAAGACAAAGAUGAUCCUAAUCUUGGCCUCAAGUUUAACGCAACACUAGCUGCUCAUAUUCCCACCCUUUGUCAUAUUACAGCUCCUAACAUCACCAAGUGUAUUUCGCUUCUGCAUUUAUCUCCAAACUCGACACUGGCUAAAGAGUUUGAGAGCUUAGGAAGGAUUGAAUAUGAAGGAAAGACCAACUCCACAUCUCCUUCACAUAAUGUUAAAGAUGGGACUGGAGGAGGAAAAGCUGAACAAGUGAAGAGUACUGGAGAGAAGAAGAGUUGGUUGGCUGUUGAGCUUUUAAUAUUUGCUCUCUUCUCUCAUCUUCUCUUCAUUAUCCCUUCUUUCACGUCUUCCUCCUUUAUUUAAUGUUACGUUCUUCUGCUUUAAUUUAUGUUAAAUAGUUACAUCUAAAUUUAUAUAUGCAUGUGCAUGCAUAUGAUUUAUGCAUGUAAGUGAGUGCAAACUUGUAAUGGGUAUUGAGAUUUUAAUAACGAAAGCGUAGCUUUUAAUCUU